Molecule: messenger RNA, 1777 nt
Organism: Papaver somniferum (opium poppy)
Lineage: Eukaryota; Viridiplantae; Streptophyta; Magnoliopsida; Ranunculales; Papaveraceae
Exons: 4
Coding region: 813-1160 (115 amino acids)
Source: RefSeq, a predicted model, not a curated record
AUGACACUACUCAUAGCCCUUGCUCUGAGAAUCAUUAGGCUUUUAUUCUGUUGUUUCGGUUCGGUUGCAUGUGUAUGAUAGCCUGUUCUAUAUUUUCUGUUUUCGAAUUGUAUUUUAAUCAACCUUUAGAAUAAGAAAGCUUUGCUCUUUUAUUUGAUUUUCUAGGUUGAUAGUUCUAGGCUUUUGAUCAUACUCCUAAUAUAUCUGAUUUGCAUAUGCAGUUUGGUUAAUUAUUCGAAGUUAUCUUGGAUUUUGGAAUUAGGGUUUCUGGUUUUCUUACAAUUAUUGUUGGUUGGUUGGUUCUUGUAAUUCAGUGUUUCUUUCCUUCAUCCUCUUUAUUUGAAUUGGAUACAAACUCUGGUAUGAUGAUAUUGAUGUAUUAUAUGGUCGAUCUUGUACGGAUUGGGUUGAUAACCUGCCUGAGAUGAGAAUAGGAUUCCAACUACAAAUGGAUAAUGGAAGGAAGGGGCAUUCACCCGGUGACUAGACUGGCUUUCCCCUAACACCAUUGUCGUAACCAUAACUAUAGAGUUGUUAGAUGAUCCUGAAGCAUUUAGGUGCUGUAUUUAUGCCAACCCGAGGUGGAUUUAGACAGGCUAUAUAUCACCACAAUGCGCUUAGAGGCAUGCAUGCUGAAUAUUCUAUGUCCAGUUGUUAGGCAAGGUUUAGUGUAGGAUUUAAACUAGUAAAGACUAAAGAAGUCCUCUCUUUUUUUCUUGUUUUUUUAGUCUUCUUUACUUUCUAAUGAUUAUCAAACAUAUCUGUUUGUUUUUUUCUCCUUUAACAGAUUAAAGGAAACACAAGACCAGAAGAUGGCAUUACGAACCGCUGUAAGCUUUCUGUCCCGUAGGCUCUCAGCCGUAGUGGAUAGAAACUUUAGGGGCAAAGGAGUAUCCAGUGAAGAUAUCAAACCCAAGAUUAAGGAUACUGAGCUCCAAAGCCUUUAUGAGAAGAUCAUGGACGUUAAAAAGGACGUCCUGGUUAUCAAUGCGGAGACUCAAGCUUUCUCUGAACGGCUUCGUAAAAAGUCUCAAAAAGGCGUCAAGGAUAUAAUUAAGAGGCCUGUAAUCUUCUCUUUGGGGAGUGGAUUUCUGUCACAUUUCUGGUUUAAAUAUAAACUGGGAGAAGGUGACAAUCUAUCAGGGCCGUCUUACGCCUAGGUGGGCUAGAGUUUAAAGGGUCCAAUUGACAAAGGUUAUGCCGUUGCUAGCAAAUAGCACACAAAUGCAAAUCUCAUGCCCAAACUGACGCUGACGCUGACGCGGCUGAGCAACCAAAAGUUCCCUAACCUUACAUCGGCUAAAUCAGCUAAUCCCCUUUCCCAGACAUUGUCUUCUCCCUUGCCUUAUUACAGCACUGUUAACGACGAUGAUUCUUUGCUUUCUGUAAGAGGCGAGUUUCAAACAUGGUGUAAUCGAUAAAUGGAGAGUAUCUACGAAAGGUUUCAUUUCAUUUUGUCUAUGUUUGGAAUGAGACUUGGUAUUCUAAAGUAAAUGUUCAACGGGAUGUAUGUGUGGUGUACCCAUACAUGUAAGCGGAGUGUAAAGCCAAAAUUGAGGAAACGAAAUGUGAAUUACACGGACUAAAGAUCAGAUGAGACAUAGCUUGGGGAGAAUGAUAUUCAGCAAUCUCAAUGACGACGUCGCCGACGGUGGCUUUGCAAUGGUCCAUCCAACUACACAGUUUUGGGCCUUUUGGCUCUUUUUGGUAGUUGUUCUAGUUUUUAAGACUGGUGGAGAUCCGAUUAUAUCAAAUAAUGCAGUAGAGGCAGCAAAGU